AUGGAAAAAAUAAGACAAAACCAAGAGAUUUUAGAAUCAGAAAUAAAAUUAAGAAUUCAGCAUAUUUUAAGCCAAGCAUUUGAUAAUUUAUCUUCAUACGAUCCAGUAAAUAUGCGUGAAGGUCAACGUAGUAUUGAAUCAUUAAUGGCAGAGAUUUGUCUUGGAGGGAAGCCAGGCCUUAAAGAAUUUUGUGAAUUACAAGAUGGAUUUGAAUUAAAUAUAGCAACACAGUUAAUUACAUGCUUAGAAAGAUUAUUAGGAAAAGAUACAAAUCAUCCAAUUUCUUCACAUAUAUGUCAUACGUUAGAAUUACUUCAGGGGAGUUUAUUAUUACAUCCAGCGUCAAGAAGUCUUUUUUCUCGUCAUAUUAAUAUGAAUAUUUUACUUGAUCUUCUUGAACCACAAUCAGAACCAGAAGUUCAUAUCGCAACACUUGCAACACUGGUAGCAGCAUUGGUGGAUAAUUGGGAUAAUGUUAGAGUUUUUGAAUCAUUAAAUGGUCUAGCAUCGGUGGCGUCGCUUAUGAAAUCAAAAAAUUCUACACAAAAAGUCAAACUUAAAGUUGCAGAAUUCCUUUAUUUCUAUCUUAUUCCAGAACCCACUUUUUCAGGGCCUAUAAUUAACAAAAAACUAAAUAUACGUCGUUCAACUGAAGAAAAGGAACUUAUGCUUGCAAAAUAUUUACAUAACGUACGCAGUCUUGUGAAAGAUCUACAAGAACUUACACCGUUUGGUGAAUUAUAA
Messenger RNA from Pneumocystis murina B123, 744 nucleotides. RefSeq lists its product as hypothetical. NCBI's taxonomy places the organism in Eukaryota, Fungi, Ascomycota, Pneumocystomycetes, Pneumocystales, Pneumocystaceae. Bases 1 to 744 code for a protein of 247 amino acids. The record is from RefSeq and is a predicted model, not a curated record. The transcript has 6 exons.